AUGUCUUCCAGCUCAGCAAUGGCCCGGAUCCUGAUAAAGGGCGGCAAGGUGGUGAACGACGACUGCACCCAGGAGGCCGACGUCUACAUCGAGAACGGCAUCAUCCAGCAGGUGGGGAAGGAGCUGAUGAUCCCGGGUGGGGCCAAAGUGAUCGACGCCUCGGGGAAACUGGUGCUCCCGGGGGGCAUCGACACCAGCGUGCACCUGGAGGAGAGCUUCAUGAACGCCACCACGGCGGACGAUUACUACAGCGGCACCAAGGCUGCUUUGGCCGGCGGCACAACAAUGGUGAUCGGACACGUUCUGCCAGAGAAGAAUGAGUCUUUGCUGGAAGCCUACGAGACGUGCCGCAGCUCGGCGGACUCCAAAUCCUGCUGCGACUACGCUCUGCACGUGGGAGUUACUUGGUGGGGACCCAAGGUGCGAGCUGAGAUGGAGAAGCUGGUGCGGGAGCAUGGAGUGAACUCCUUCCAGAUGUUCAUGGCCUACAAGGACAUGUUCAUGCUGAGGGACAGCGAGCUCUUCCAGGCCCUGCAGCACUGUAAGGACAUCGGAGCCAUAGCGAGGGUCCACGCUGAGAACGGAGAGCUGGUGGCCGAGGGUGCAAAGGAAGCGUUGGAUCUGGGCAUCAGUGGCCCAGAAGGGAUUGAAAUCAGCAGGCCUGAGGAGCUGGAAGCAGAGGCGACUCACAGGGCGAUUACCAUCGGCAACAGGGCCCACUGCCCCAUCUAUCUGGUGAAUGUGUCCAGUAUGUCUGCAGGAGACGUGGUGGCUACGGCUAAGAUGCAAGGUAAGGUGGUCCACGGAGAAACCACCACGGCCCACGCUGUCCUGAACGGUAUGCAGUACUAUCAUCAGGACUGGUCCCACGCGGCGGCUCAUGUAACGGUGCCUCCCCUCCGCCUGGACCCCAGCACUCCAAAUUACCUAAUGAGCCUGCUGGGAAACGACACUCUGAAUGUUGUGGGCUCCGACCACCGUCCCUUCACCAUCAAACAGAGAGCCAUGGGCAAGGAUGAUUUCACAAAGAUCCCCCAUGGGCUUCCUGGUAUUCAGGACCGUAUGAGCGUCAUCUGGGAGAAAGGAGUGAUUGGAGGUAAAAUGGAUGAGAAUCGCUUUGUAGCAGUCACGAGCUCAAACGCAGCCAAGAUUUACAACCUCUACCCCAGGAAAGGCCGGAUCAUCCCGGGAGCAGAUGCUGAUGUGGUGGUCUGGGACCCCGAGGGAUCCAAGACCAUUUCUGUGGACAGCCAGGUCCAGGGCGGUGAUAUAAACCUGUAUGAAGGCCUUCGCUGUCACGGCGUGCCUUUGGUUACCAUCAGCCGCGGCCGUCUGGUCUAUGAAAAUGGCAUGUUCACGUGUGCUGAAGGCUCCGGGAAGUUUUGUCCACUGAGGACUUUCCCAGAUUACCUCUACAAGAAGAUGGUUCAGAGGGAAAAGUCCCAGGCGGUGAAAGCCGUGGAGCGGGAGCCCUACACAGGUGAAGUUGUUGCCGUGCUGAAUUCAGGAAAGAGGGACUUUGGGGCUUCAGAUCUGGACACUCCGACUCGCCCCUGCACCCGACAUGGGGGCAUGAGGGACCUCCACGAGUCCAGCUUCAGCCUGUCUGGUGCUCAGAUUGAUGACAACAUUCCAAAGAGAUCCUCGGCCAGGAUCCUGGCUCCUCCUGGAGGGAGGUCCAGCGGGAUCUGGUAACCAACUGGAAGCAGAAGAAUGACACCUGGAAGAAAACGUAUGGCCAAGCAAGAAGACUUGUUUUUCUUUCUGGAAGCUUAGAUUAUGUGUGGAGUAAUGGAGUCAUGUUUUCAUUUUGAACUGUAAAACAUUGCCAUAAUAAUAUUGGAAAAAGGAAACAAUAAGUGGUUAUAGCUACCAAAUUACAGUCAAAUGUUAACCAAAUAUAAGCAGCAGAUAAAAAAAAAAAAAGAGUUGCCAUUGAGUUAGUUUGGUUAUUGGAUCAUAUUAGGGGGGAAAAAAAUGUUGUAUCUUACUAAUAGUUUUAGGAAUAUGAAGGUGAGUCCUGGUUUUUAUGAUGCGAUUGUGUUACCUCACUGUAAAAUACGAUUUUGCACUUGUAUCAUGUACUAUUUAGAUGCCUUUUUACAUGAUUUAACGUCACAAACGUCACAAAAUGUCUUUGUACCGCGAGCCAUGGUGAAUGAGAUGUAAUAAAUUAUUACAAGGAUGUCGGCAUGAUGUUAAUAUGCCAGUUAUUAUCGAUCGAUUGAUGAAAAAAAGAAGAAAAAAAAAAAAGCAUAAUUCAAGCUGUUUGUUGUUUUUUUUUUAUUAUUAUUGCAUUAUUUUGUGUUGUUUUCCUUUUCGAUGUUACCGUGUUAGAGAAGAACGAGCUCUUUCGCUCAGUGGUUCAUUAUUGUCAGAUUAGCAUUUCAGAUCAUGUUUACAGCCUCACAGCAGAAUAGACUUUCUGUUUCCACCCCCCACCAAAUGUGAAUGAACCUCCGCUGUGGGUCCUGUGCAUGGUAGCAUAGCGUAGAAUCGCUCGAGAUAAGCACCACUACUGAUUCUUUGUAUUCAUUUCCACAGAGAGCAAAAAGUCUCACCCAAACUGCCUUUUUUCGCACCUGAGAACACGGACACCCCUCAGACACACACUGUCCAAAUACCACCGGUGCAGGACGGGAAAUUAGUUUGUAUGUCAACACCUUUUGGUCUGAAACGGCAGCGUGUAAUAAAUGUUCCUCUGACUGACGUUUGCAAUGUAGCAUAACCACUGUGAAAAAAGGUGACGCGAUCCUCUUUGCAAAGUUCAACAGCAGAGGUGUUAGUCGGUUAAUGCCAAGUCUUCAGGGGAUCAAAUGCCUUCUUUAUGCCACCGAAAGUUUGUAUGUUUGUUUAGCAGCUACAGAAAAGCACUGAUACUUUUUCAAGUUCUCGACUACUACUGUAUUUUUAUUGUUUGUUUGUUUUUAGUUAUGAAGCUUGUGAAUACUCGUCUUAGUAAAAUUUUAUUGUAUUUUUUUAUUAUUUUGGGUCAAAACUGCAGCACAAGCAGGGACGCGCACAGGAUUUAGCUCAUUUUUAGCCCCCGUUAUGUUCAGAAGAUCUCCAUGCAUCCACAGUAAAUGUCUUUAUUUGUGUUUUUUUUUUAUUUUUAGACAGAUUUCACUUUUGGUCUUGAGAUGCUCCAGUGGAUCUUGUCAUGUCUUUGCCCUCCCAAAUGUACACUGGUGCUGAACAAUGUGUCGACACAUUGAAUUCCUUUAUCUCUUAUUUCUUCUUGCAGCUCUUUAUCACAUGAUUUGAGUGCAAAUAAACCACCAUGAAAUCAAA
Molecule: messenger RNA, 3291 nt
Organism: Stegastes partitus (bicolor damselfish)
Lineage: Eukaryota; Metazoa; Chordata; Actinopteri; Pomacentridae
Product: dihydropyrimidinase-related protein 5-like
Exons: 12
Coding region: 1-1695 (564 amino acids)
Cellular component (GO): cytoplasm; cytosol
Molecular function (GO): hydrolase activity, acting on carbon-nitrogen (but not peptide) bonds, in cyclic amides
Source: RefSeq, a predicted model, not a curated record